CUCCCCGCAUCCUCUCCCCCCAUAACGUUGUCUCCGCGCCCUGGUCCCCUCCCCGCGGGGACCGCAGCGCGGGGCGAGCUGGAGCCGGGGGCGCACCCUAGGGCGGGGAGCCCAGCCGGGGAGCCCGCUCCUGCCCCCGCCCCCGCGCUGCACUUGGCCCCGUCUCCAGACCCGAUGGAGGAGGAGGAAGACGAGAUGGAGGAGCAGGAGGGGAGCUCUCAGUCUGAGGGACCCAGACUGGUGAUCUCCAUGGAUGGGGAUUCAUCACAGUCCCCUUCUCCGCCAAAGUGGAACUCUCCCGCUCCUCUGGACGGGCAGCCCGAGCUGCAGCAGGAGGAAGAGGAACCAGAGGAUGAGGAGGACGACCAGGAGUUCCAGGUGCAGACGUUGAGGAUCCCAGCAGAUGGGGAUUCACUGGACUCUGCCACUUUCCCAGAGGAGCUGUCGGAGGAGGAGGAGGGAGAUGAGGAGGAAGAGGAGCUGGUAAUCAGAAGGGUGAAGGCAGAGGAGGAAGAGGACCAAGAGUUUGAGCUGGAAUCGGUGGCACGCCAGCGCUCGCUGCCUGCGGAGGAGCCAGUGGUGGAUUCGGAAGUGCGGGUGGAGCCCAAACUCGAGGGGCAGAAGCUGAGGAUCCCGGUGGAGGGGAAUUCGCCCGUCCUGCAACUGAUGGCGUCCCCGGGAGGUGGGGGCAGGGCAAGGGCACCGAUGCCGGAGCGCACCAACACUUGCAUGGAGUGCGGCAAGAGCUUCAGCCGUCGCUCCAAUCUGGUAAAGCACCAGAUCAUCCACACCGGCGAGAAGCCCUUCUCGUGUGGGGAGUGCGGACGCAGCUUCACCCAGAGCUCGGCCCUUACCAAGCACCAGCGCACCCACACCGGGGAGCGCCCCUAUGUCUGCGGGGAGUGCGGCAAGGCCUUCACCGCCAGCUCCAACCUGCUGCAGCACCAGCGUUUCCACACCGGGGAGCGCCCCUAUGUCUGCGGCGAGUGCGGCAAGGCUUUCAGCCAGAGCUCCAAUUACAAUCUGCACCGGCGCACGCACACCGGCGUCACCCCCUACCAGUGCGGCGUCUGCGGCAAGCGCUUCACAGGCAGCUCCUGCCUGGCUCGCCACCGGCGCACCCACACCGGCGAAAAGCCCUACCAGUGCUCCGAGUGCGGCAAGCGCUUUUCCGGCAGCUCCACCCUGGUCAACCACCGGCGCACCCACACCGGCGAAAAGCCCUACGGCUGUGCGGAGUGUGGCAAGGCCUUCACCCACCAUUCCAACCUGGUGGACCACUGGCGCGUCCACACCGGCGAGAAGCCCUACAUCUGUGCUGAGUGCGGCAAGAGCUUCCGGCUCAGCUCCCACAUCAUCCGACACCGGCGCACCCACGCCAAUGCCAGCGCUGCCAGUGCCAACGGGGCUGACCGCCUGUACAUCUGCAGCCAGUGUGGCAAGGGCUUCCAGGUCGGACCCAGCCACCUGCAGCAGCAAGCCCACCAGGAAGAGGGACCCUAUAGCUGUACUGAGUGCGGCAAUAGCUGCUGGACGUAGAGGGACGGAGCCUGUUGCAGGGGCAGGGCUCGGCACGUUCCCCCCCUCCCCCCACUCCAGGCACUUUGUACACCCACAGGUUGUGGGAUCCGUUCCUGUGCGGGGAGGGCGGGAAUUGGAUCCUGCCGGGGGUGGGGCUUGGAGCACAGCUUGUGGUCCUGCCCCUUGCUCCAGGAACAUGUGCCGGGAGUGUGCCAUCAGCUGCUGGAGGGGGUGGGACUUGGUGCUCAGCCAGCUGCCACGCCCCCAGUUCCAGGGUCCUCCUGUGGGAUCAGCUCCCACAGGGGCGGGGCCGGGUUUCCACAUGGGGGUGGAGCUCUGCCAGCAGCAGCAGAAGGACCUGCAGUGGUGGCUGGAUGCAGAGAGGGGGCAGGGUCUUGCCCAGGAGGAGGACGGUGGAGCCCAGCCCCUCUCCCGCAUGGCAGGGAGCCCCCUGCCUCCCAAGCUCCCUCGUUUCUCUGGAAUUGCUCCUGCUAGGGUGAGGCAGUAGAGCCAUGGAGGGAAUUGUGGGGGGUGAGCAGCUGAGUCAUAAGGUGGGGUCCCCCGUUGUCCAUCUUCCCAUCUGUACUGGAAGGAGCAGACUUGGAGGGUGGGGAGCUGAAUUAUGGGGGUGAGGCGUGAGUUGGGGCUAGUGGAGGGGGGAAAUAAGGGUGCCACAAAGUGGGGGGGGAGGGAGAGAAAAGAUCCCUCUCCCUUCUGAGCCCAGGCCACACUCCGGUGGGGCUAUGCCACUGUGACUGAGAAUCAGUGGAAGGGGCUGACUAGGAGGCAGGGACCUCAGAUCUGCUGGCGAGCAGGUGCCGGGGGCUUCAACCCUGUUUCCCUGCCCUCGUGCUGUGGGCUGAGCGCAGAGGGGGUGAUAUUUUAGGGGAAUCAAUAGACUGGGGCGCAGUUCGGAUCUCCAGGGGGUGACCCACCUGGGAUCUGAUUCCCCUGCACUGGGGGUCACAAGGGAGCCUAGAAAUUGAUGCCUGGUGGAUUUCUCUGAGGAUGAUUUCCCCCAAGGCUGGGUCUGUGGCUGGAGAGCAGAGGGGGGAAUGGAGGGAUGAUGAUGCCCCUGGGGCAGUGUGGGGAUGAAGCUGCCCCCUGGCGUGGAGUCAUGGCGCUGUGCGGAGAACAGCCUGUACUUCUCUUUUGUUUGAGUGGGCAAAAAAAAUCCUAGCCAGA
Mauremys mutica (yellowpond turtle) is the source of this 2706-nucleotide messenger RNA. RefSeq names its product zinc finger protein 771-like. The record is from RefSeq and is a predicted model, not a curated record. The coding region runs from base 175 to 1539 and encodes 454 amino acids. Gene Ontology annotation, molecular function: DNA-binding transcription repressor activity, RNA polymerase II-specific. The transcript has 6 exons. Gene Ontology annotation, biological process: negative regulation of transcription by RNA polymerase II. NCBI's taxonomy places the organism in Eukaryota, Metazoa, Chordata, Testudines, Geoemydidae.